Messenger RNA from Ostertagia ostertagi, 567 nucleotides. The record is from the annotation of a GenBank genome assembly. NCBI's taxonomy places the organism in Eukaryota, Metazoa, Nematoda, Chromadorea, Rhabditida, Trichostrongylidae.
AUGCUGCAUUGCGUUGGUGAUCCCGAGUGGCUUUGGAGCGUUCAGGCCGAAUUGUCAAAAUCAUCAUGUCCAGUGAUUAUCAACGGAGACCUCAAUAUCGAGCCUCUGUCCUACGUGUAUACCUAUAUUAGCGAAUCGAGCAUCUUUUUGCGAGGUUUACCUCGUAAUGAGCUGUCUGGCCAGGGAGCACACGGAGGACCAUGCGUUCAAGCCGAUAAUAUUUUACCGUCCGCAGCAAGGAUUGGUCGAGACAGUAUGUUCAUUGACGAGAAAGUUCCAGCUCCGAGAAAAGAAGUUGAUAGCGAUUAUUUCACCCAUCCGUUGCGACUGGCGUCUGUUUAUCAUCACUUCAAUCAAAAUGGAGAGAAGGAAGUCUCUACGUAUCACAAAGAAGUGGCUAAUCCGGAUUUUAUAUUCUACUCGAUUGAGAAGAAGAAAACCAUCAAUUCGGCCACUCAAAUUUACGAAGCCCCAGAACUUCGAUUGCUUCGGAGAUUAGGUUUACCGGGAUUGACGAUGCUGCAAGAAUACGUUGGGGCCGUGGCCGAAUCGUUAUGUGCCGAGUGA